Pocillopora damicornis (cauliflower coral) is the source of this 1069-nucleotide messenger RNA. Its product is annotated as palmitoyl-protein thioesterase 1. NCBI's taxonomy places the organism in Eukaryota, Metazoa, Cnidaria, Anthozoa, Scleractinia, Pocilloporidae. Gene Ontology annotation, molecular function: palmitoyl-(protein) hydrolase activity. Gene Ontology annotation, biological process: protein depalmitoylation; receptor-mediated endocytosis. The record is from RefSeq and is a predicted model, not a curated record. Gene Ontology annotation, cellular component: lysosome.
GACUUGUCUCCAACAGUUUUCUACUUCUUCCUUCCCGAAGCAAAUUUCCCUGCUUAGAUAAAGAUGGAUCGUAGCACUACCUAUUUUUCCGUAGUUCUCGCUUCAUUUUUGGCUUUCUGCAGUGCUGAUGGCAAUGGAACAAUACCUGCAAUAAUCUGGCAUGGAAUGGGUGAUUCAUGCUGUAACCCCCUGAGCAUGGGAUCAAUCAAGACAAUGCUGGAAAAUAAAAUUCCUGGUAUUUAUGUACGGUCGUUGAUGAUUGGAGAUUCAGUCAUACAGGACACUGAGAAUGGCUUCUUCAUGAAUGUUAAUGACCAGGUCAAACAGGUUUGCGACAAAGUUGCUAAUGAUCCAAAGCUGAAAAAUGGAUACAAUGCGCUGGGGUUUUCACAAGGAGGACAGUUCUUGCGUGCUGUUGCUCAGAGAUGCCCUAACCCUCCCAUGCUGAAUUUGAUAAGCUUUGGUGGACAGCACCAAGGUGUUUUUGGAUUUCCUCAUUGUCCUGGGGAAAAUUCCACCAUUUGCUCUGUGCUCAGAAAGUUACUUAACUAUGGGGCAUAUAAUUCAUGGAUUCAAAAGAACCUUGUUCAAGCAGAGUACUGGCAUGACCCUCUGAACGAGGAAGAGUACAGAGAGAAGAGUGUGUUCCUGGCUGAUAUAAACCAAGAAAAGGAGAAGAUUCCUCAGUAUAAAGAGAACCUGAUGAAAUUAAAGAACUUUGUGAUGGUCAUGUUUGGCAAAGACACCAUGGUUGAUCCCAAGGAAUCUGAGUGGUUUGGUUUCUAUAAGCCUGGUCAGGGUGUGGAGAAAUAUACUCUGCAAGAGAGUCCAUUGUACCAAGAGGAUUGGCUUGGACUAAAGCAAAUGGACAAAGACAACAAACUCCAUUUUCUAACUGCAGAUGGGGAUCACCUGCAAUUUACUGAAGAGUUUUUUAAUAAACAGAUCAUACCAUUUUUGAAGUAAAUUCACAAGAUGGUUAAAGAAGCUCUACACUCUGUUGUUUGAACAGUUAAUGAUUUUUCAUCAGACAAUCAUAUGACUGUUGACUGUUUAGCCCUUAUUGUUU